Penicillium malachiteum is the source of this 567-nucleotide messenger RNA. Its product is annotated as snoRNA-binding rRNA-processing protein IMP3. Gene Ontology annotation, molecular function: rRNA binding; snoRNA binding; structural constituent of ribosome. Gene Ontology annotation, cellular component: Mpp10 complex; small ribosomal subunit; small-subunit processome. The transcript has 3 exons. Gene Ontology annotation, biological process: rRNA processing. The record is from RefSeq and is a predicted model, not a curated record. NCBI's taxonomy places the organism in Eukaryota, Fungi, Ascomycota, Eurotiomycetes, Eurotiales, Aspergillaceae. The coding region runs from base 1 to 567 and encodes 188 amino acids.
AUGGUCCGUGAAUUGAAGCAUCACGAGAAGAAACUUCUUCGGAAGGUCGACUUCCACACCUACAAGUCCGAUGGAAACCACCGGGAGCACCAGAUCCGCCAAAGAUACCUCCUCCAAGAUCCUAUGGACUACAAGAAAUACAAUGCCCUCUGUGGAUCCAUGCGCUCGCUCGCCCACAGACUCUCACAACUGGACCCUGAGUCCGACCCCGUGCGCAAGAAGCUGGAGUCCGAACUGCUGGAAAAGUUAUGGCGAAUGGGAAUUCUGAAGCAGUCCCGUGAACAGGGUGCGGCAUUGUCUCGUGUGGAGCGCGAGGUUACCGUUUCGGCAUUUUGCCGGCGGCGUCUGGCUGUCCUGAUGGUUCGAUCGGGAAUGGUUGAGACUAUCAAGGCUGCCACAACUUUCAUUGAGCAAGGCCAAGUCCGUGUUGGAACCGAGGUUGUCUCUGAUCCUGCGUACAUGGUUACCCGCAAUAUGGAGGACUUCGUCACAUGGGUUGAUUCUAGUAAGAUCAAGCGGAACAUUAUGCGGUACCGUUCGAAGUUGGAUGACUAUGAUCUUCUGUGA